Aureobasidium melanogenum CBS 110374 is the source of this 1737-nucleotide messenger RNA. Its product is annotated as ArfGap-domain-containing protein. Gene Ontology annotation, molecular function: metal ion binding; GTPase activator activity. NCBI's taxonomy places the organism in Eukaryota, Fungi, Ascomycota, Dothideomycetes, Dothideales, Saccotheciaceae. Gene Ontology annotation, biological process: endoplasmic reticulum to Golgi vesicle-mediated transport; endocytosis; intra-Golgi vesicle-mediated transport. The transcript has 5 exons. The coding region runs from base 1 to 1737 and encodes 578 amino acids. The record is from RefSeq and is a predicted model, not a curated record. Gene Ontology annotation, cellular component: Golgi apparatus.
AUGUCGCGGAGACCAGCUGGACCCGACAGGACGAUGCAGAACCAGCAGACGUUGAAGAGCCUGGUCAAGUUGGAAGGAAACAAGAGCUGUGCAGACUGCAAAAGGAACAAGCACCCGAGAUGGGCCAGUUGGAACUUGGGCAUCUUCAUCUGCAUUCGAUGCUCUGGUAUUCAUCGUGGCAUGGGCACGCACAUUAGCAGAGUCAAGUCUGUCGACCUGGAUUCUUGGACCGACGAGCAACUUCAGAGCAUGCUGAAGUGGGGCAACACCAGAGCCAACAAGUACUGGGAAGCAAAGCUCGCCCCUGGUCAUGUUCCCGCUGAAGCCAAGAUCGAGAACUUCAUCCGCACAAAGUACGACUCGAAGAGAUGGACUAUGGAUGGUCCCAUUCCAGACCCCUCGACUCUGGGAGGCGAGGGUGGGGAUGAAGACGUGGUAAAUACAAAUCAACCUUCUGCUAGUACAGAGCCGCUGACCAGCCUCCAGCCCCUCAGCGUAGUUCAAGAAAAGGCCAAGCUCGACCGAUCGGCCUCUCUCAGAAAUGCUUCGAUGAGCAGCGGUCCUGCUGCUCCUCCUGCAGCUCCCAGAGCACCUGCUCCAGUCAUCGAUCUUUUUGGCGACGACCCGACCCCAGCCCGUGCCAGCACCGCCGAACCUACCAUCGCUUCAAGACCUCCUCCACAACAACAGCAAAAGGCUCCUGCUGCACCUCCCAAGCAAAACCGUCCUGGCGACUCUCUACUUGGUCUCGACUUUUUUGGAAACAGCCAGUCCGCGCCACCAGCACGCCCAGCUAGCGCUGCUUCAGGAGUCGCUACUGCUGGAAGCAAUCCACGAUCAGAUCUCAAGCAGUCCAUCCUGUCCUUGUACGCCUCUGCACCUAAGCCUGCUCCAGUACAGCAGCCUCAAUCUUCCUCGAACGCUUUUGGUGGUUUCUCUUCACCACCGCUACAAUCUCCUGCUGCUUCGACGUCCUCUUUCGGUGGUAUGGCUGAUGCUUUUGGCGGCUUGAACUUCGGUGGCACACCUGUUCCACAACAGCAGCAACAGCAGCAGCCCAAGCCCUCUGCCUUCUCGAAUCUAACUUCCCCAGUAUCACGUACAAGUUCUCUCAGUGGCGGCAGCUUCUUCGAUGCUAAGCCUGCGCCUCCGCCUAAACCAGCCGCUGCACCUGCUCCCAAGCCUCAACCAGCUCGCAUGUCGAGUGGAUUUGGCGAUUUUGGUGAUUUCACAUCCGCACCAUCACCAGCACCUAUGUCCACAAAAUCGCCAGUUCCCGCCAGCUCUGGCAUGGGAGACUUGUUCGAUAUGAGUGCUCCUGCUCCUGCGCCUCCCAAGCCUGCAACUUCAACCUCUGCAUCUGCCUUCAACUUGUCGAGCCCCGCACCACCACCGAAGCCUGCACCCGUACCAGCCAUGUCUGGCCUCGAUAAUAUGGAUGCUUGGGGCUCGAACAAUGCUUGGAGCACCCCUGAGCCAGCAGCGCCUGCCCCACCCACUACUUCGUACAAGGCCCCUGCUCCUACUACAUCAUACAAAGCACCUGCCAUGACAAGCGUGUCAAACGACGACGACUUUGGUGGUUGGGGAAGCAAUGAGGGCACUUCUUCUAGCAAGCCUACCGUCAGCCAGGAUGAUGACUUUGGUGGUUGGAGCAGUGCACCUGCACCGGCUGCUUCGACAACUAACAGCAAGGCACCAGCUUCAGAUGAUCUUUUUGGAAAUGUCUGGGGUUAA